AGAGUACAGAAGAAACCACCGUGUAUAUAUAGAGAUCACUCUGCCCAUUCAAGCCAUGUUUAUCUGAGGUUCAACCAAAACAUUCUAAGUAGAGAAAGGAUGGGCGCACUUGUGAUUUUGUUGCUCACACUUUUGCCUGGGCUGUUUAUAGCUGAUUUGACAGAGAAUUUAGCUCUUCGGGCCAAUGCUGUGCAGUCCUCCACGGGUGACCCAAAAGGAGAUGCACAACAUGCAGUAGAUGGCAACAGAAACACAUAUUACCACCAGAACUCAUGCACUCAUAGUCAAAGUGAGAGUGAUCCCUGGUGGAGAGUGGACCUCACAAAUAACUACAAUAUAACCAAGGUUACUAUCACUCAUCGUGAAGACUGUUGCAAAUGGCGAAUAUUAGAAGCUCAGAUUCGUGUUGGUAACAGCCUGGACAAGAACGGAAAUAACAAUGAGCUGGCUGCAACUGUUGCCACAGAUACUGUCACACAAACGUUUGAGUUUAAGCCUAUUAAUGGGCGAUAUGUCAACAUUUAUCUACCUGGGAACCAAAAGAUCCUCACUCUGUGCGAAGUUGAGGUAUUUGCAGAAAAGGAGAAUUUAAAUCCUACUUGUGUUCCAAGAAAUCUUGCUCUUGGAACCAAAGCUGUCCAAUCAUCCACAUAUAAUGAAAUAGGAGAUGCCCAAAAUGCUAUAGAUGGUAAAAGUAAUUCAAAUUACAUGCUUAGGUCAUGCACUCACACUCAAAUUGAGAAUGAUCCCUGGUGGAGGGUUGACUUGUUGGAGGUCUACAUUGUAACCAAAGUUACCAUCACUAAUCGUGGAGACUGUUGUGAAGAGCGGAUAGAAGGUGCUCAGAUCCGUAUUGGCAACAGUCUGGAAAAUAAUGGCAACAACAAUGAGUUGGCUUCAACAGUUUCGUCCAUCCCACCUGGAGGCACAAAAACAUUUAAGUUUAAGCCUAUUAAGGGGCGAUAUGUCAACAUUUUUCUUUCAGGAGGGAAUAAAAUACUCACUCUGUGUGAGGUUCAGGUAUUUGCAGAUUAAUUUGGACAAGAUGAAGUUACACCUAGUACUGUGAUAAAAGAAGAAAAGACAGAAAAAAAACUUAAGGAAAUGAUUUUCAAAACAUUUAUUUUCAGAUCGUAUUAAGCGUAUAUCAGAUUCCUAUUUUCUGCAUCAAUGUAUUGUCAGUAGACACACCAUCAUGUUGUUCCAAACUUUAAUUGAAAUGUUAUAUUUGGUUUGGAUUACUUACUUUAUGGUAAACUUUUUGUAGCUUGAUCAUCUACAUCUAAGAAUAGCCUGGAUAUUCUGCUAUGUAUCUUUUUUGUGUUUCAUGGAAAAUUGAUUGGGGAUUUUCAAUGCCAUUAAGAUGAGUAGAUGUCAUUUUCUCAGUGAACUUUCCCUUUAAAAUGCACUUUUAAUACUUAAGAGCUGUUUCAGUGAACAUUCAAUAAAUGUUUUAAUCUUUA
Messenger RNA from Xyrauchen texanus (razorback sucker), 1463 nucleotides. RefSeq lists its product as uncharacterized. The transcript has 8 exons. The coding region runs from base 100 to 1035 and encodes 311 amino acids. The record is from RefSeq and is a predicted model, not a curated record. Lineage: Eukaryota; Metazoa; Chordata; Actinopteri; Cypriniformes; Catostomidae.